AUGGUACUUAGUCAAAGGAAGUACACUCUCGACAUUAUUGAAGAUGCUGGUAUGCUUGGAUGCCGGCCGAGUCCGAUACCUAUGGAACAAAAUCUAAAGUUAGAAGCAGGAAAGGAGGAAGAUCGGGUUGAUCCAAGUCAUUAUCGGCGACUUGUCGGGAGGUUGCUCUAUCUUCAGGCCACCCGUCCCGAUAUUGCCCAUUCGGUUAGUAUCCUAAGCCAGUUUGUGGUGGAUCCUCGUACAAGUCAUCUCGAAGCCGCUACAAGGGUCGUUAGAUAUUUGAAGGCAACCGCUGGGCAAGGCAUCCUAUUACCGAAGAUAGGGGAAACAAUCUCGUGGCCUAUACCGAUUCCGACUGGUUAG
This is a messenger RNA of Helianthus annuus (common sunflower), 363 nucleotides long. RefSeq lists its product as uncharacterized. Bases 1 to 363 code for a protein of 120 amino acids. The record is from RefSeq and is a predicted model, not a curated record. The transcript has a single exon. Lineage: Eukaryota; Viridiplantae; Streptophyta; Magnoliopsida; Asterales; Asteraceae.